AUGAUUUCAAGAGGAAUAUGGAGGAAGAGACGGAACCUCUACAUAUGCUCCCUCUGUAACCGCUUGCCCGCCACCCGAACACCUGCCGCAUUCGCCCACGCUCUACGAUGGACGAGUUCCGAUUCUUCCUCCUCUGACAAUAAGGGAGGUCCAGCGGUGCCUAAGUCUACUGGCUGGGGUUCAUCUUCUACUUUCGUUCCUCGGACACCCAAGAAGACGACCGAAUCCCAUGACCUCUCGCCGGAUGAACUGGCGGCGCGUCGCGCUCUGCAGCCCAGUUCUGCUUCCAACGGACAAGGACCUAGGUCCAAUUCGCAACAACCCCGGAGAUCGAACCAAUAUUAUACCCCCAGGGCCGAUUCGAAAAGCUCUACGUCGCACAAGCCUAACUGGGAUGGGCCAGCAAGUUUGAGAUCUGGGAAUGGAAACAACGCCGCGGGACAGAACCGCGGUGGGGGCAACCGUCCUCAGAGGCGGAAUGAUAGGGGUCGGUCGUCAUGGGGGGGUCAGGAAGGGGCUAGAAUGGCGUCGCCGAAUGUGACCGGUGCGGACGAUUUUUGGAGUCUUUUUGGCCCGAAGGGUUCUGGUGAUAAGAAGGGUGGUGCGGGAGUGAGUGCGGAGGACGAUUUGCCUACCUGGAGUGGGCUGCCUAGGCGCCCCUGGAACAAUAACGGCUACAGCAGGAACAAUAAUAAUAACGACAAUUCAGCGGAUGUGAGCCAAAUUAGCCAGGGAGCUUGGGGCCGCCUCUCUCAAGCUGGAGGUGGUGGCACUGCUAAAGGCCAGCAGCGGUCCAAUACUUCUCAGAAGGGAGGGACGCGACGAAACCAAGAGUCCCAGGCUCCCUUCCGGCGUGCUAAUCAGCAAUCGGAGUCCUCCAACACUUGGUCAACGAACUUCGGCCAGGCGGCGGAUUCUAGGAGGACAAGUGGACGGAACUGGACCGAGUCAUCGCCGUCGAAGAAUGCUUGGUCCUCGGGAUCCAACCAAUUCCGAAGGAGCCAGCCCGAGAAUGAGGUACCUAGUCCUGUCGAGAUGACCCCUCCCGAGCCAAGCAGAUCCACCGAUUCAGACUGGGGUUCGAGGCAAGCUCACUCCCUCGAAGCGGAUCGACAUUCGCCAAGGCCUAAGAAGUCAAGGGGGGCUAGGUGGUCAAACAGACGCGACCAGGACGAUGAAGAUGGGUAUGAUGAGGACGCUGAGAUCCUUGCCGAAGAGAGGCGACGUCUGAAGGCGGAAGAAAAGGCCGCCCGAAAGGCUAGGAGGGCGGAGAAAGAGGUGGAGACCAAGGCGCAGAUAUUCCUGCCCGAGUAUAUUGGCGUCACUGACCUUGCUAAUGCUCUCAAGGUCAGAGUUGGCGACUUCCUCAAGGCACUCGAGCAGCUCGGCUUCGAAGAGGUCACCGAGGAUUCGAUCUUCACUGGCGAGACGGCCGGCCUCGUUGCCCAGGAGUUCGGUUUCGACGUUAGCAUUGACGAUGGCGCGAGCCGGGAUAUCAAGCCCCAGCCGCCACCGGAGGACUGGGACAGCGUGCCUUCACGACCUCCCGUGGUUGCCAUCAUGGGCCACGUCGAUCACGGCAAGACGACCCUCUUGGAUUGGCUCCGGAAAUCAUCGAUUGCUGCCCAGGAACACGGUGGAAUCACCCAGCACAUUGGCGCCUUCGUGGUUAACCUGUCUUCUGGUAAAUCCAUCACCUUCCUCGAUACUCCCGGCCAUGCGGCCUUCCUUAGCAUGCGGCAGCGCGGUGCCGAGGUGACAGACAUCGUCAUUCUCGUUGUCGCUGCUGACGACAGCGUCAAGCCCCAAACCCUCGAGGCGUUGAAGCACGCUCGCGAUGCCAAGGUGCCCAUCAUCGUGGCCAUCACCAAGGUCGACAAGGAGGAUGCGCGGAUUGCCCAGGUCAAAUCCGAUUUGAGUAAGCACGGCGUGGAGCUGGAGGAGUACGGCGGUGACGUGCAAGCCGUCUGUGCCAGCGGAAAGACUGGCCAGGGCAUGAGCGAUUUGGAAGAGAAUAUCCUCACACUAUCGGAAAUUCUUGAUGUGCGGGGUGAUCCUGACAGUUUGGCCGAGGGCUGGGUUCUCGAGGCGAGUGUAAAGCCUGUCGGAAAGGCGGCCACCGUUCUCAUUAAGCGUGGAACGCUACGCGUGGGAGAUUACCUCGUUUGCGGCACGGCGUGGGCCAAGGUUCGAGUGCUCCGAAACGAAGCUGGGCAGGAGCUCCAAGAGGCCCCCCCUGGCACGCCUGUCGAGGUCCUCGGAUGGAGGGACGAGCUUCCUAAUGCCGGAGACCAAGCGCUUCAGCCACCGGAUGAGGCGCGGGCGAGGGCGGCUAUCGACUACAGGAGGGAGAUGAAGGAGCGGCAAAAGACUUUGGAUCACAUCGCAGAGACAGAACACCUACGCCGACAGGCCGAAGCCAAGGCCGAAAUCGAAGCCGCAGUCGCUGAGGGCGAAGGGGGAUCACAGGAAGCUGCUGAAUUGGAGCCCAGCAUGACCACCGUCAACUUCAUCGUCCGCGGCGACGUCGUCGGGUCCGUCGAAGCUGUUUGCGCCACCAUCCAAGAAAUCGGCAACAACGAAGUGCGACCCAAGAUCCUCCGUUCCGCCGCGGGCCCCAUCAUCGAGUCCGACGUCGAGUACGCCAGCAUGUCGCGCAGCGUCAUCGUCAACUUCAACAACCCGAUCCCGGGCCACAUCAAGCACCAGGCCGAGGAGGCGGGCGUCAAGAUCAUCGACCGGAGCGUCAUCUACCACUUGGCGGAUGACAUCAAGGCUGAGCUGUCGGCGCAGCUGCCCGAUAGCGUGUCGCAGAGGGUGCUGGGCGAGGCGGAGAUUCUGCAGGUGUUCCCUAUUAAUGUCAAGGGGCGAGUGUAUAAGAACAUUGCCGGCUGUAGGAUUAGGAAUGGGGCUCUGAGGAAGGUGGAUACGGUGAGGAUCUUCCGGAAGGGAAAGAAGAUAUUUGACGGCAAACUCGAAUCUUUGAAGCACGGCAAGAAGGACGUUUCCGAGAUGAAGAAGGGAUCCGAGUGCGGUCUGGGCUGUAUCGACUUCCAGGACCUCAUGGUCGGCGACCAGAUCCAGGCGUACGAGGAGGUCCGCGAGAAGCGAACGUUGUAG
Molecule: messenger RNA, 3120 nt
Organism: Scedosporium apiospermum
Lineage: Eukaryota; Fungi; Ascomycota; Sordariomycetes; Microascales; Microascaceae
Exons: 3
Coding region: 1-3120 (1039 amino acids)
Biological process (GO): translational initiation
Molecular function (GO): GTPase activity; translation initiation factor activity; GTP binding
Source: RefSeq, a predicted model, not a curated record